Messenger RNA from Necator americanus (New World hookworm), 1974 nucleotides. RefSeq lists its product as uncharacterized. Gene Ontology annotation, molecular function: single-stranded DNA binding; RNA helicase activity; ATP binding. Gene Ontology annotation, cellular component: condensed chromosome; nucleus; prefoldin complex. NCBI's taxonomy places the organism in Eukaryota, Metazoa, Nematoda, Chromadorea, Rhabditida, Ancylostomatidae. Bases 1 to 1974 code for a protein of 657 amino acids. Gene Ontology annotation, biological process: DNA integration; replication fork processing; mitotic DNA integrity checkpoint signaling. The record is from RefSeq and is a predicted model, not a curated record. The transcript has 18 exons.
AUGUCGACCUUAACCGCCACCGAACAGGAAGAACAGAGGAAAAUUGUUGAAACAUUUCAAAAACUUCGUGAGCAGCAGCAAGAAAUUGCGCAGGAAAUCACACGUAUCGAGGAAGAAAAAAGAGAGUUUAGUCGAGUUAUCGAAUUACUGAAGGAGUUAGAUGGUGAGCAGAAAUGUUUCCGGUUGAUCAGUGAUACUCUUGUUGAGUACACAGUUUGCGAUGUGAUUCCCGUUCUGGAGAAGAAUCUUACAAAUCUCGGCGUUGUGUCUGCUGAGUUAAACAAGAGACUAGUUGAAAAAGGCAACGAGAGAUUAGAGAAAAACAGCUGCAAUCUCUACAACAGCAACAGCAACGAAAGACCACGUCAUCCUGAUCUCUUCACGUACCUGAUGGCAUUCGUUUGCGAUGUGUUAUUGUCAUCAGACGAAGAGGAUCAGAAUGAUGCUAUUUGUGAAGUUACUGCAGAAUCAGGGAAAGAAUGUCCAAGCAACGACGAGAAAACCGAAGGAACUUCUAGUGAAGACGAAGUGGAAGGGGAGGAAUUGAGUCAGUUGCAGUGUGCUACUUCUUCCACUGAAGAACAAAUAAGAACGGCCAAAUCUCUUUCGGAAUUAGGUUUGAGUUCAUGGCUUAUUCAGCAACUUACUGCAAUGCGAGUAGUGAAACCUACACCAGUACAGGCAAAUUGCAUACCUCAGAUACUGCAAGGGCGAGACGUGCUUGGCUGUGCAAAGACUGGCACAGGAAAGACUCUUGCCUUUGUUCUUCCGAUUCUAAACGAGUUAGCUGUAGAUCCUUAUGGGAUUUUUUCGCUUAUAUUGGCACCCACGCGAGAACUAGCGUCUCAAAUUUAUGAUCAGUUUGUUGCACUUGGGAAGCCGAUAUCUCUCAAAGUUUCCUUGAUCACUGGAGGAAGAAGCUUGAUUGAUCAAGCAAACGAGUUGACUGCGCGUCCACACGUAGUUGUCGCUACCCCUGGUAGGCUUGCUGAUCAUAUUGAAAGCAACUCCGAUGGUCUUGGACAACUUUUCAAGAAAAUCCAGAUUUUUGUCCUUGACGAGGCUGACCAAAUGCUUGAUGGGCAAUACAGUGAACAACUAAAAAUCAUUUUUCUUGCCAUACCAAAAAAGCGCCGUACUCUUUUGUUCUCUGCUACCAUUACAAGUGCCAUAACAAAACUUCAUCAGAUUUCCGUGAGGAAGCCCUACUUCUUCGAGGAUAAACAAGAAAUUGCAACUGUGGAACGUCUCGAGCAAAAAUAUGUGUUAUGUCCAGUGGCUGUAAAAGACGCCUACCUAGUGUAUGUUGUGAAGAACUUUUGUGAGCGUAAUGGAAACAGUUCUGUGAUUGUUUUUGCGCAGACAUGUCGAGAAUGUCAAGCUUUGGCUUACAUGUUUGAAGGAUUGGGGUUUAAGGUUGGCUCCCUGCAUUCACAAAUCGAGCAGAGACUUCGCACAGCAGCAUUGAACUCAUUUCGAUCAAAAAUCUUACGAGUUCUUAUAUGUACCGAUGUUGCUUCUCGUGGCCUCGAUAUACCUCACGUUGAUCUGGUGGUAAACCACAAUGUGCCAAAGUGUCCAAAAACUUAUGUCCAUCGUGUUGGACGGUCGGCUCGAGCGGGCAGGUAUGGCUCGGCUUUGACUUUUGUGACACAAUAUGAUGUGGUGCUCUUGCAAGCAGUCGAGAAACUUAUUGGGGUAAAAUUAAAAGAACUGCAGGUAAGCGAUCGGAAAGUGACACGUUAUGUAACAAAGGUACUUGUUGCUAAACGUGAGGCUGAACUGCGGUUGCAACAGAAUAACUUCGGUGAACGCAAGGAAUCGAAUUUACGUAAAGACCUUCUAAUGAACGGUAUUCCUGAAUGUGAGGUGGACAAACGUAUCGAAGAAAUGAAACGCCAGAGGAGGAGAACAAAAAGGAAACCAAAAGAAAAUGACGAAACUGCAAAACCAAAAAAAGUGCAUUCUCCUUAG